This is a messenger RNA of Ipomoea nil (Japanese morning glory), 2302 nucleotides long. Its product is annotated as jasmonic acid-amido synthetase JAR1. The record is from RefSeq and is a predicted model, not a curated record. Gene Ontology annotation, molecular function: acid-amino acid ligase activity. The transcript has 5 exons. The coding region runs from base 380 to 2113 and encodes 577 amino acids. Gene Ontology annotation, cellular component: cytoplasm. Lineage: Eukaryota; Viridiplantae; Streptophyta; Magnoliopsida; Solanales; Convolvulaceae.
CCGCCACGGAAUCUUCUCUCAUCAAGUCAUCACUCAUUACUAAUCACUCAUACCCCUUUCUCUCUCUCUCUCAUACAGAGAAGACGUAAUUUUCUAUCAUUUCGCUCAGACGGAGAGAGAGAAGACAGCUUUUGGCAGUAGUGUUGAAACGCUCGCUGGUUGAAAAUUCAACCCCCCAGUCCUCGGCCCCGCUCGCCACUCCAAAAAUCUCUCUUUUCUUUUCACGCACACCCACACACACACUGUGCUCUGUUUUCUCGGACUGGGACGUUUUGCUGAUUGAUUCACUCACUCUACUCCUACGAAUAUCCGUUAUCUUUGAAACCCUCUAAUCUUUCUUCUUCCCUUUCUCUUUUCCCGAUUCAUACACAGGUUGAGGAUGUUGGUGGAGAAGGAGAAGAUGUAUAAUCCUGAGGAAGUGAUUGAGCAAUUUGAGGCGUUGACCAUGGAUGCUGGGAGGGUCCAAGAGGAGACUCUGAGGAAGAUUCUGCAAGAUAACAGUGAGACAGAGUAUCUGCUCAAAUGGGGUCUUAGUGGAAGAACUGACCCUGAGAGUUUCAAAGCUUGUAUCCCCCUUGUUUCCCACAAGGAUUUGGAGCCUUAUAUCCAGAGAAUUGCAGAUGGGGAUGCCUCUCCUAUUCUCACUGGCAAACCCAUUACCACCAUCUCACUCAGUUCUGGAACUACCCAGGGGAAGCCAAAGUUUGUGCCUUUCAAUGAUGAGUUGAUGGAUACUACUAUGCAGAUUUUCAAGACCUCUUUUGCUUUUAGGAACAGAGAUUUCCCAAUAGGGACUGGGAAGGCUUUGCAGUUUAUUUACAGUAGCAAACAGUUCAAGACAAAGGGCGGUUUAGCGGCUGGAACUGCUACUACUAAUGUGUACCGAAAUCAGCUGUUCAGCAAAACGAUGAGGGCGAUGAACACUCCGUGUUGCAGCCCGGAUGAAGUGAUAUUUGGCCCCGAUUUUCAUCAGUCUUUGUACUGUCACCUUCUGUGCGGGCUCGUUUUUUGCAAAGAAGUUCAAGUCAUCUCCUCCGCUUUUGCCCACAGCAUUAUCCAUGCUUUCCGCACUUUUGAACAAGUCUGGGAAGAGCUUUGUGCUGAUAUUCGAGAGGGGGUUCUGUCAAGCCGAAUCACGGUUCCCUCUAUUCGAGCUGCGAUGUCGAGACUGCUCAAACCGGAUCCCGAGCUGGCUGAUAGGAUUUACUACAAGUGCAAAGGCUUGAGUAAUUGGUAUGGACUAAUUCCGGAGUUGUUUCCUAACACAAGGUACAUUUAUGGGAUCAUGACGGGAUCGAUGGAACCUUACCUGAAGAAGUUGAGGCACUAUGCUGGGGAUUUGCCUCUGCUAAGUGCGGAUUACGGGUCAUCUGAAGGAUGGAUUGCUGCGAAUGUCAACCCCAAAUUUCCUCCCGAGUCGGUUACCUUUGCAGUGCUCCCUAACAUAGGGUAUUUCGAGUUUAUCCCCCUGAAGGAUAACGUAGAUGGUUUAGAGCUGGAGCCUAGCCCGGUUGGCUUAACUGAAGUCAAAGUCGGGGAGGAGUAUGAAAUCAUUGUCACCAACUUCGCAGGCUUGUAUCGUUAUCGGCUGGGGGAUGUUGUGAAGGUGAAGGGCUUCCACAACUCGACCCCCGAGCUGCAGUUCAUAUGCAGGAGGAACCUCCUGCUGAGCAUCAACAUCGACAAGAACACCGAGAAGGACCUGCAGAUAUCGGUGGAGGCAGCCGCGAAGAUCCUGGCCGACUCGAAGCUGGAAGUGGUGGACUUCACGAGCCACGUCAACACCUCGACAGACCCCGGGAACUAUGUGGUCUUCUGGGAGGUGAGCGGGGAAGCCAGCGACGAGGUCCUCAAGGAGUGCUGUAACUGCUUGGACCGCUCGUUCUUGGACGCGGGCUACAUGAGCUCCCGGAAGGUGAACUCCAUCGGGCCGCUGGAGCUCCGGGUGGUGAGACGGGGCACGUUUCACAAGAUUUUGGACCAUUAUGUAGGCUUAGGAGCUUCUGUUAGUCAGUUCAAGACUCCCAGGUGUGUUGGGGCAAAUAACACCGCGGUUCUUGCGAUUCUGUGCAACAAUGUGGUCAACACCUACUUUAGCACCGCAUAUGCAUAAUAGAUAGGCCUUGUCUUUGUGUCGUAAUAAUACUUUUGUCAAAAUGGUAUACAAAAUGGUGAAUUAGUUAUUUGUCUCCUUUCAUAAAAUUUGUAAGGUUAGGCAUGGCUGGUGGGUCUUGCAUGUCCCCCACACCAGAGCUCUUUAAAUUAGGGAAAAAUAUAUGUAUCUCAAUUUUAUAAAAUUCAC